UGUCUCAUUCUGUCUCUCUCUCCCUCAGUAACAACCCGUCUGUGAUCGUCCAUUCUGGGGGUAAUCACCCGUUGCCAGUUGAGUCUCCGGACUCGAUGAAGAAGAGACGAAUCCACCGUUGUGAUUUCAACAGCUGCAACAAAGUCUACACCAAGAGCUCUCAUCUGAAGGCACAUCGCCGCACACACACAGGAGAGAAGCCCUAUAAGUGCAUGUGGGAGGGGUGCACGUGGAAGUUCGCCCGUUCGGACGAACUGACUCGUCACUUCCGUAAACACACGGGCGUCAAACCGUUCCAGUGUCCCGACUGUGAACGCAGCUUCUCCCGCUCCGACCACCUGGCUCUGCAUAAGAAACGGCACCUGCUGGUCUGAACGGCAACGCAACGGCUGUUCGCCACACAUCGCGGACGCAGCCCGUUGGACAGUUGGUCCAUACCGACCCCAAGACAGGACCGUUGGACAGAGAGAGACCCGGGACUUAAACAUCCUCUAUCACUUUAUUCAGUCAGCCAAUCAGCCGCCCUCGUCCUCUUCCUCUCCACUCCUCCACCUCUUCUUAGUGCCAGUGCUCGCCGUUGUCUCCCAGUGCUCGCCGUUGUCUCCCAGUGCUCGCCGUUGUCUCCCAGUGCUCGCCGUUGUCUCCCAGUGCUCGCCGUUGUCUCCCAGUGCUCGCCGUUGUCUCCCAGUGCUCACCGUUGUCUCCCAGUGCUCGCCGUUGUCUCCCAGUGCUGAAGGCGGAUGGUGUUCGUAGGCCCAGAUCUAGGAUCAGCUAAACUUCCAGACGUCUUGACCUUAACCAUAGAGAUAGACAGGCAUUUUGACCUUAACCAUAGAGAUAGACAGACGUUUUGACCUUAACCAUAGAGAGAGACAGACAUCUUGACCUUAACCAUAGAGAGAGAACGAGGACUCCAUUUUGUACGGGAGUGGGCAGCAUCAAUGAUCUCCAUU
Oncorhynchus masou masou (cherry salmon) is the source of this 953-nucleotide messenger RNA. Its product is annotated as Krueppel-like factor 3. The record is from RefSeq and is a predicted model, not a curated record. Lineage: Eukaryota; Metazoa; Chordata; Actinopteri; Salmoniformes; Salmonidae. The transcript has 2 exons. Gene Ontology annotation, biological process: regulation of transcription by RNA polymerase II. Gene Ontology annotation, molecular function: DNA-binding transcription factor activity, RNA polymerase II-specific; RNA polymerase II cis-regulatory region sequence-specific DNA binding. Bases 96 to 374 code for a protein of 92 amino acids.